UGCGGGUCACCAAGGCUAGAGUUGCUUUCGCUAACCUUCGUCAACUGUGGCUUCGUCGUGAUCUCAGCCUCACUCUCAAGGAGUGAGUCUACAAUGCUACGGUACGAGCGAUUCUGCUGUACGGCUGUGAGACUUGGCCCAUUCGCAAAAAUGAUGUUCAGCGGCUAUCAGCCUUCGAUCACCACUGCCUGCGAAGCAUUGCUGGUGUUCGAUGACAGCACCACAUCAGUAAUGAGGAAAUCCGUCGGUGAGUCUUCAGAUCUAACGAACUCCGCCGAUCGAUUGAUAGCAUCCUCUCACUGCGGAGGUUUCGCUGGCUUGACCAUGUGCUUCGCAUGGCUACCCAGCAGCUACCACGAUGAGCCCCAUUUGCGAGCGCAGGCGUGGUUUGGAAGCGACGAAAAGGAGGGCAAUGUAAAACUUGGAUCCAAUGUGUUAAAGGCGCAAAUAUUGAAACUGCCUGUUAUCAGACCUUCCUGACUCCCGGGUAGGGGACCAAAGGACCCCAAGCAAACCUUGUUGCAACCGCUGGAGGAUUUGGCCAAGGACCGUGCGUAAUGGCACACUUGCUGUGAGACUGUUCUACCCUAACAGUUUUUCCCUUUCAUGCUAUCCAUUUUUCUUCUUAU
Dicrocoelium dendriticum is the source of this 629-nucleotide messenger RNA. Lineage: Eukaryota; Metazoa; Platyhelminthes; Trematoda; Plagiorchiida; Dicrocoeliidae. The record is from the annotation of a GenBank genome assembly.